UUCUUUCAACCAUCUCCCUCAUCGUCGCAGAAGUUUUCGAACCAUCUACGAAGAUGAGAGCUAAGUGGAGAAAGAAGCGCGUUCGCCGCCUCAAGCGUAAGAGAAGAAAGAUGAGGGCUAGAUCCAAAUAAAUGACUCGCCCCGCUUCAUCUCAGCUUUCCGUGUCGGAGCUCUAGUUGAACGCUGAACAUGACAACUCGACGACGUCACGAUUAUGAUUUCUUCUGUUCGUUUCGUGGUCCGGUCACUCCAACGACCCCUGUCUGGCCUAUUUUCUCCUGCCCUCCCGAUCGAAUUCGGAGCCUUUCCGUCCAACAACAAUCCCUUUCUUCCAAUCCCGUGGGCUCAUUUAAAACGUUUUCGAUUUGAUUCUCAGACCAGGCGGUGGGAUGCGAUGGUGCCUCGGUAUCCUGUCGUGUCUUUGUUACGGGGGACGAACGUGUUUGGUGGGGUUGGAGGGGUCGUGGAAAAAGUUUCCUGAAAACAUCACUCCUGUACUAUCUGAUUGUUUAUCCACCGAUCCUUUGAGUUUCGCAUGGGGACUGGUCAAUUGCUUAAGCCUGGGUCUGGGCGGGGAGCUCCUAUUGCAGGGUUUCUUGUGCAGGUCCAGGCUAUGAAGAGGUUUACGAGCAUUUAUCACAAUAUGAAAAGUUCCUAACGAUUCACUAUUUCUCCACAUUGUAAAAGUAGCUGUGUAAAAAGAUCUACCAACGGACAGGACUUAGCAUGUCAUAUCAGUAGAGCUCUGCCAUGCGACUUCUGGACUUGUUCUGUGCGUUUGCGCCUCUCCGCCUAUAGGGCGGUGAAGCAAUUAUGCCGCGCAUCAAUUUUUUUUGCGUCCGACUUUUCUGCUCCGCCAUUUGACGCUUCUCCGCAUCCAAUCUUCUCCCUACGCCAAACAUCAUGCCCUCCGACAAAGUGGAAAAGAAGCGCAAGCGCGACUCGGAUCGUCAUGAACGACCCAGCAAGAAGCCCGCUCUGGGGCUGCAUGAUCUGCCUCCGCUGGCCGCCAGCGUCGUGAACGACGACAGCGAGCUGGCUCCCGUCCUCAUCACUACCCCCGGUGUCAACGCUCCCCGAAACAUCAGCCUCAAGCCCUACCUCAAGACCCGCACCGAUGGCUCCGACCCCUCGACCCGCAACAAGGGCAUCUUUUCGAGCGAACUGCUGCUGCAGACCUCCGACCACCCGAAGAUGGACUUUGUCGGCCGCGAGGGCAAUGAGGACGCCGAUUCACAGGUUAAGCACUACGUUGCGGUGAUCGAUCCCCAAAAGCAAACUUGGCAGUUCAUUGAGGCCCGCAAGAUUACUCUGCGCGGUGCCGUGCGGUCGACGAAAUAUGUGGCUGAGGAAGAGGAGGAGGAGAGCGAGGAUGAAGAAAUGAAAACCAUGCGUGCCCAGCGCACCGAACUCACCAACACCUUCGGUACCAAACAAUCCCGCAAGGCCGCGCAGUCCUUGGCCGAGAACGCCCAGCUGUCCAGCGUCCCUGCUGGUGCUGCCUCCGCCGCCGAAUCUGCCAUGCUCUCCUCCAUGCCGGCCGAUUCCGCCGCCGACCUCGCCUCGAAGACGGCCGCCGUGCAGGCCCAGAUCCAGGCCGCCAAGCCGCUGCCCCAGGCCAACCUCGAAGCCUCGCAUCCCUCGGACGUGUACCCUAUCGAGAACCUCGUCCCCGGUGGCAUGGCCACCCUCCGCCAACUGCCCGGCGUCAAGGAGUGGCAGGACACGGUGGCCGCGGGACUCAGUGUGGUCACCACCUCUCGGUACGUGUCGCGCCGUCUCGACGCCGUCGUCACCUCCGGCAACAUCGCCCAGAUCCAGGUCCUGCGCUUCAUCUUCCUCCUGCUGGAAUUCGGCCGCUCGCUACGCUCCGGCCGCGACCCCAAGAGCUCCGGCGGCCCGGGAGGCAAACGACUCCCUCCGCGGGACGAUCUUCGCCAUAUCCUCUCCUCCUCUACCGGUGCCUCCUCUUCCACCGACCCCUCCUCCAAAUCCUCCUCCACAUACUCCGGCGAAACCAUCCCAGACUCAAUCAUCGACGCCAUCCGCCGCAAAUUCGCCCCUCAAGGCUCCUCCCUCUCCAAGAAUGACCUCACGCUCCUCCACACCACCAUCUGCGCCCUAUCGCUGCACAUCCCCCCUCAGCCCGCCAAAGACGGCGGCUCCAGCUCACAGGGCGGCAACUCGCCCAACGAACUGGCCACCGACCCGGCCGAUAUCCGCGACGACCUGCGUGUCGAAACCGGCACUAUCCUGCAGUAUUUCCGGGAGUUGGGCUGCCGCAUCGAUAAGCCGCGCGAGUCGGAGUUCGCCAAAUGGAAUGUUAAGGCCGGGAAGGCCGAGGCUUCCUCUAGAAAGAUCGCUAGACUUAGAGUGCCGGUCGAGUUUCCGAGGGUGUCGAGGGGUGGUGGGAGGAGGUAGUUUUCUUUUUCUAGCUUAGCUUUUCCUUUCUUUGAUGUGGUUGGUGUGAUUUGUAAAAAAUUAUGAAUAGGGGAAGAAUGAAUGAAUUGAGGAAAUAGAUAGUCUACGAAAGGAAGGUAGUGACUGAGAAAGAGAG
Molecule: messenger RNA, 2557 nt
Organism: Aspergillus melleus
Lineage: Eukaryota; Fungi; Ascomycota; Eurotiomycetes; Eurotiales; Aspergillaceae
Gene: RPA49
Product: DNA-directed RNA polymerase I subunit RPA49
Exons: 5
Coding region: 904-2421 (505 amino acids)
Biological process (GO): nucleolar large rRNA transcription by RNA polymerase I; RNA polymerase I preinitiation complex assembly; transcription elongation by RNA polymerase I
Cellular component (GO): RNA polymerase I complex
Molecular function (GO): DNA binding
Source: RefSeq, a predicted model, not a curated record